This is a messenger RNA of Gastrolobium bilobum, 1531 nucleotides long. Its product is annotated as phragmoplastin interacting protein 1. The transcript is spliced from 4 exons. The coding region runs from base 95 to 1345 and encodes 416 amino acids. Gene Ontology annotation, molecular function: RNA binding; zinc ion binding. The record is from RefSeq and is a predicted model, not a curated record. NCBI's taxonomy places the organism in Eukaryota, Viridiplantae, Streptophyta, Magnoliopsida, Fabales, Fabaceae.
ACGAAAACCUGGUAACUAAAACCCUUUGUUCAGCGGCGUGAGAGUGCAAAGCUUGAAGUUGAAGCUGAAGCCUUAGCUUAACUGGGAUUCGGAAAUGGUUCUAUCGAACAAGAAGCUUAAACUGAAGCUUAGAGCUGACUUGACCCAAGACCAAACCAAUUCCAACGUUGUUGAUGUCCCUUCAUCUUCUAACUCUCUCAAAAAUCUUCUCGACUCUGCCACCCACAAACCCAUAUUGUCCAAGAGAGAGAAACGCCGAAAGAUUCGAUCUUUGCAAAACCCUCACCCUCCAGAAGCCGCUAAUGAAGAUGAAGGAAGGAUUAAGGAAAGUGGGUCAGAGGGUUUGGGAAAUAAGAAGAACAAAAAGAGAAAGAGGAAGGUAGAAGGUGAUGAUGUGGCAAAUGGGGUUCUCAAGGAUUCCAAGAAAUCAAAGAGCAAGAACAAGAAGAAGCAGAAGCAGAAGAAGAAGAAGGCCAAAACGGUAGAGGAGAACAGUUCCAAUCAUGGAGGUGAAACGCCAGAGGCUACAGGGUUAACUAAGACCAAUAACACUACCAGCCAGGGAAAUGUUGAUGUUCCCACAAAAGUUUACGUCGGAGGAAUUCCCUAUUAUUCAACUGAGGAUGAUAUUCGAAGUUAUUUUGAAGGCUGUGGCACCAUAACUGAAGUUGAUUGCAUGAGUUUUCCUGAAAGUGGGAAGUUUAGAGGGAUUGCCAUUAUUAGUUUUAAGACUGAAGCAGCUGCCAAACGAGCAUUAGCUUUUGAUGGAGCUGACAUGGGCGGACUCUUUCUUAAAAUCCAACCAUAUAAAGCAACUCGAGCCAGUAAAGCAUCAGAUUUUGCUCCAGAAGUUUUGGAGGGAUACAAUAGAAUAUAUGUUGGAAAUUUGUCAUGGGAUAUUGCAGAGGAAGAACUAAGGAAAUUCUUUUCAAAUUGCAAUAUAACGUCCAUACGAUUUGGUAUGGACAAGGAAACAGGAGAAUUUCGAGGGUAUGGUCAUGUGGAUUUCAGUGAUAGUCAGUCACUGAAAACAGCUCUUACAUUGGACCAAAAUGUUUUGUCUGGUAGACCUGUCAAGAUAAGUUGUGCGGUUCCUUUGAAGAAAAAACCAGGAAACAAUAAAACUAAUGGAGUUGAUGGUGAGAAAUCAAGUUCCACUGGAAGUGUCAAGAUGAGUAGGAACAAUACAAGCUCUGAGGCUCCAGUUAAUGGAGUUGAUGGUGAGAAAUCAAGUUCCACUGUAAGUGGCAAGAUGAGGAGGAGGACAUGCUACGAGUGUGGUGAAAAAGGACAUAUGUUCUCGGCAUGCCCAAAGAAACAAACAGUCACUUCAACCACAACCUAAAGCAUGCACGAAUACAUAAACAUGUCAUUGUUCCUGAUUCUUCUCGUAGACAGUUUUAUUUUUGUUUCUUUUAAAAAUAAAAUAAAACAGGGCAGUAUCUAUGGUUGAACAAGUUGACAGUUUCCUACUUUCCUUUUCGUUAUCAUUUUAUUUAUUUUUACCUUAAAGUGAGAAUUCCUCGAGUGU